AUGGAAGAAUGCACUGAUAUAUCUGAUGUGGAGGAAGAAGAUUCUAUUGCUGCUGUUGACAAGUAUUUGUCAAACUACACUGAUGAGGAGGAGGACAGUGAAGAUGGAGGCGGGAAUGAUGAUGCGCCUCCUUUAGUCAACAUGAGAAAAUUGGUGACCCCCAAACGAAACCUAUCUAUCUAUCUAUCUAUCUAUCACAACAGUAGAGAUUAUAGAAUCCUUGUUAACUCCGCAAUCGUUUCGAUGGCUACAUACUUUUCGUUUGGCGCAUGGCUGUUUACGAUAUUUCGCUAUUUGCCCCCCCCACGUCUGUUCCCUUAUUUUUUUUUCGGUUUUCUUCUCUCACCCCCUAUCUAUAUAUUUCUAGUGUUUACUCUCUUUUCGUUAAUAUUUUCUCAUUCUAUCUAUUGUCAUUCUGUCUACAAACUGUCUACAAAUGUUUCUUUCUUUCUAAAAUUUCAUAAUCUUGAUCGUUCUCCUUUUGGUUACUUCUUUCUAAAGGACACUCUUUCUUCUUCUUUUACAAUUGCUAAUUUUUCGUUGUGUCAACAAACCAUAUGCGACCCCAGUACUUCUGCAAAUUCUUUUUCGCUCUCUUUUCCAUCACUUUGUUUCCUAUGCUUUCUACGUCGUUCUUUCUCUCUUUGGUGUCUCCGUGUAUUUCCUUCCAAACCAUUUUCUCUCAUACGCAUUUUUAUGUCUAAUUUCCUCAUUAUAAUGAUGAAAAUGUACUUUUCUUUCUUUCUUUCUUUCUUUCUUUCUUUCUUUCUUUCUUUCUUUUUUUUUCUUUCUUUCUUUCCUUGUUUCUUUCUUUCUUUCCUUGUUUCUUUCUUUCUUUUUUCUUUCUUUCUUUCCUUGUUUCUUUCUUUCUUUUUUCCUUUCUUUCUUUCCUUGUUUCUUUCUUUCUUUCCUUGUUUCUUUCUUUCUUUCUUUCCUUGUUUCUUUCUUUCCUUGUUUCUUUCUUUCCUUGUUUCUUUCUUUCUUUCCUUGUCUCUUUCUUUUUUUCUUUCUUUCUUUCUUUCCUUGUUUCUUUCUUUCUCUUGUUUGUUUCUUUCUUUUUUCUUUCUUUCUUUCCUUGUUUCUUUUUUCUUUCUUUCUUUCUUUCCUUGUUUCUUUCUUUCUUUUUUCUUUCUUUCUUUCCUUGUUUCUUUCUUUCUUUCCUUGUCUCUUUCUUUUUAUCUUUCUUUCUUUCUUUCCUUGUUUCUUUCUUUCCUUGUUUCUUUCUUUCUCUUGUUUCUUUCUUUUUUCUUUCUUUCUUUCCUUUUUUCUUUUUUCUUUCUUUCUUUCUUUCCUUGUUUCUUUCUUUCUUUCCUUGUUUCUUUCUUUCUUUUUUUCUUUCUUUCUUUCCUUGUUUCUUUCUUUCUUUUUUCUUUCUUUCUUUCCUUGUUUCUUUCUUUCUUUCCUUGUUUCUUUCUUUCUUUCUUCCUUUCUUUCCUUGUUUCUUUCUUUCUUUCUUUCCUUGUUUCUUUCUUUCUUUCCUUGUCUCUUUCUUUUUAUCUUUCUUUCUUUCUUUCCUUGUUUGUUUCUUUCUUUCCUUGUUUCUUUCUUUCUCUUGUUUCUUUCUUUCUUUUUUCUUUCUUUCUUUCCUUGUUUCUUUUUUCUUUCUUUCUUUCUUUCCUUGUUUCUUUCUUUCUUUCUUUCUUUGUUACGUUAGUACUUUCUUUCUUUCUUUCUUUCUUUCUUUCUUUCUUUCUUUCUUUAAUUAUUACGUUUUCCUCGUUCUUUAAAUCCUUAUAUCUUUCUCUCUUUCUCGUUAUUAUUGUCCUCUUCCCUCCCAUCCUCUUCCUCACCUCUUCUAAUGUUUCUCUUUAUACGUUCUCCCCCCGCCACUUUUCACCUUCUGCUUUCCUCUUCCUUUAUUCAUCCUGUAAUUUUCUUUUUCGUCAUUCUCGAUCCUCUCUUUCUUCCUCCCUACCCCCCUCUCUCUCUCUCUCUCUCUCCCUCUCUUACAGGAUUUUUCUCCCAUCUCUUCUCAUUCUUUCUUAA
Molecule: messenger RNA, 1986 nt
Organism: Acanthosepion pharaonis
Lineage: Eukaryota; Metazoa; Mollusca; Cephalopoda; Sepiida; Sepiidae
Source: the annotation of a GenBank genome assembly